Molecule: messenger RNA, 7510 nt
Organism: Nyctereutes procyonoides (raccoon dog)
Lineage: Eukaryota; Metazoa; Chordata; Mammalia; Carnivora; Canidae
Product: short transmembrane mitochondrial protein 1-like
Exons: 1
Coding region: 2494-2670 (58 amino acids)
Source: RefSeq, a predicted model, not a curated record
GGAGGGGCAGAGGAAGAGGGUCAAGGAGAGGGAGAAGGGAGCCUGACAUGGGGCUCAAUCCCAGGACUCUGGGAUCAUGACCUGAGCCGAAGUCAGACACUUCUGAGCCACCCAAGUGCCCUCAUAAUUUUAAAACAAAAAGCAAAUUCAAUUUUGACUAAAAAUACAUAGGGGGUCUCAAACAUCAAAAAGUACAAAAGAUAAGACUACUCGAUUUACUUUUUCUUGCUCCUCUCCUCUAAAUACACCGAAAAGAAUUCAGCAGACAAUUAUUAAAGGAAUCUGAAAGGUAGAAACGAGGACAGACUGGGUAAGGAGCUUAGGACUUGAGGAAGGGCAGUGCACAGUGAGUUGUGUGGGUUUUGUCAUGUAAUCUUCCAUAUACCCAGCUCUGGGCCCUGUGGAGUGCCUGCAACCUCAAAAUGCCAACAAGCAUAGAUACCCAAAGGAUGAAGGGGAAGAGAAGGAAAAAACGAAAAGCCUACUUUCCCCUUCCAAAAGACUAGAAAAGGUGAAGCUCUCUUACCCUACCAAUCUCCAACAACAGCAGUGGGCUUAGUCCUGCUGAGCAAUGCUCAGGAGGGCCUACCUGUUGCCUGUUCCACACUACAGUAUGACCUAUCCCUAGUCCCCCACCAGGUGACAGCACCAGUGACACCCACAGGCCUGGUGUCUUCUAGCCCUUCAUCCAGGAGCAGAAGGGGAACCUUCGGAGGUUUCCUCCUAAACUCUUCCCUCCAGCAGCAAAAGUCCGGGUAGUUGCUAACUUCUCCCUGCAGUACCUACAGAGAUUGAACAGGAAGUCAGCCAACACCAGGCAGCCAGAGAAUAGGCCAGGAGAAACUGCAUUCUAUGGGUCCAGCAUCACUCAGCUCCCAUCUAGUGAAACCACCUGACCUAGGGAAGUGCCUGGAAGUACCAGCAGGGAUUGAGUGAUAGUUGUAUGUAGCUAGAACACAGCAGGCCAGAAUUGCAUUGCAAGAGCUCUGGCAACGAAAUUGUCAUUGAAACUACACCUAGAACAUGCAUGCCCAAUUUAAACAGUGAUUACAUGCAAACAUACAAAAUUAAGAUUUUAAAGCAGCCAUUAUCAAAUUGCUUCAACAAGGAAUGAUAAAUUAUCUUGAAACAAAUGAAAAGCUAGAAAAUAUCAGCAAAGAAACAAGUUAUAAAAAAUUCCAAAAUGGAAAUUACAGAUAGGGAAUAUACAAUAAUUAAAUAAAAAACAUGUCAGAUGGGCUCAGUUAUUGCACUGGAAAUGUCAAGAGAUCAGAAUCAGUGAACUUGAACACAGAUCAAUAGAAUUUAUUCCAUCUGAACAGCAGAGAAAAUAGGCCGAAAAAAAUACUUUAGCUCCUCAGAGAUUUCAGGAACAGUAAUACAAGAUCUCACAUUCAGAUCAUUGGAAUCCCAAGAGAUGAGAAAGACCAUGAGACUGAACAGCUAUUGGAAGAAAUAAGGGCUGAAAUUUUCCCAAAUUUGUUAGAAGACUUAAAUCUACAGAUUCAUGAAACUGAAUGAACCUUAAGAGAAAAACCUAAAAAAAAAAAAAAGAGAGAGAGAGAGAAACCUAAGGAAGUCUACACCAAGGCAUAUAAUUAUACUCUGAGAACUAAAGACAAAAAAAACCCUGUAAAACAACCAGAGAAAAAUAACACAUUAGUUGUUGGGGAACAGCAGUUCAGAUGACAGCGUGAUUCUUAUCAGAAACUAUGAGGGCAGGAGGAAGUGGCACAACGUGUUUCAAGGACUAAAAGAAUAGUCAGGAGUGCCUGGGUGGCUCAGUCGGUUGAGUGUCUGCCUUUGGCUCAUGUCGUGAUCCAAGGGUCCUGUGAUUGAGCCCUGCAUCAGGCUCCCUGCUCGGCAGUAAGUCUGCUUCUCCCUCUCCCUUUGCCCCUACCCUUGCUCAUUCAUUUUCUCUCUCUCUCUCAAAUAAAUAAAAAUCUUAAAAAAGAAAAAAGGUAAGAACAAUCAACUGCAAGUUCUGUAUCUGGUAAAACUAUCCUUCAGGAAUAAAGGGAAAAAUAAUGACAUUCAUAAAAAAAAACUAAGAGGAUUUGUUGCUAGCAGAUAUACUCUUAGAGAAAGGCUUAAAGGAAGCUCUUCCAAAAGGUAAGAUACCAUUACAGGAGGAGGCUUGGAAUUUCAGAAAUGAAAGAACAAUGAGAACAAUGGAACGGAUAAAAAAUAGGGGUAAAUAUAAGUGGACUAUCCUCAUGAAUUUUAAAAAUCAUACCCUGAUGAUCGAAGCAAAAAUUACAGUACCAUCUGAUGUGGUGCUUGAUGUAUGAAAAGGAAAUACCUAAGACAUUCUGUGUAAAAAGUGGGGAGGAUAAAAUAUCCUAAAUGGAAGUAAGCAAAGCCAUAUAUUCAAAAGUAAAAAGUCAAAAUGGAAUUUUUAAAAAUGUUCAAGUAGCCCAUAGGGGAAGGCAAUAGAAACAGGGAACAAAUAAAAAAAACAGAGCCGCCCUCUGUGCCCUUCUUGCUGACCCCAUGCUCCAGUUCCUGCUUGGAUUUACUUUUGGCACCAUGGUUGGAAUGUAUCUGGCUCAGAACUGUGACAUAUCACACCUGGCUAAAGAACUUGGAGAAAUUAAAAAGGACUUGGAUGCCAAAAAGAAACCUCCUAGUCAUGAAAUGGGCUCUCAAACUACCUUCUGGAUAUUCUGAUUCUUCUGUUCUUGAGGGCCUCUUUACCAUCUGAACCACAGGUUUUUGUUUUAAAUUCCAGCCUCAGUGAUUUUCCUCUCUGUUGAAUCCUGCAUGCCCUGGGAGCACAAAUGGGGCCAUGAGUUAAGAACUGUGCUUUUCCAGCAUUCUCACCUCUUCCUUUCCUCUUUCCAGCCACUUGAGAUGGCCUAAGAUGGAUUUACGAUGCUAGAUUAGUAAAUGUGACCUUUAAUUAAUAAUGUCUCCUUCAUUCUUUGGGAUUUCUACCACCUUUUUUUUUAAAAGAAAAAUGGAUGAGUUUUAUGUAGCUGGUCAGAUUUAAACAAUGCCGAUUACAUGGUAUAGCAAUUAUAAUGGAUGCUUAAACAUUUGGUAUUAAUGUUGUUUCCAAGUAAUUAAAAUUGAAGUCCAGAGGGGAAAAAAAAACAAGUAAUAAAAUGGCAGUAUAAGCCCUAGCCUAUCAGUAAUAAAUUUAAAUGCAAGUAGUCUAAAUAUUACAACUAAAAGGCAGAGAUUGAAAGAAUAGUUUGUUUAAAAAUUACUGAAGUACACGCUGUCUACAAGAAAUGCAUAUCAAUUAUAAUGACCAUAGAUACACGGUUGAAAGUAAAAGAUGGAAAAAGAUACAUCAUGUUAACAUUAAAUUUUUUAAGUGGCUAUAUUAAUAUCAGACAAAGUGAACUUUAGAGCAAAGAAUAAAGAAUCAGUUCAUCAGAAGACGGAGCAAUUCUAAAUGUAUAUGCACCAAAAAGCAGAGCUUCAAAAUGUAUAUGAUACAAAAAAUGAUGGAGCUGAUCGGAAAAAUAGAUAAAUCCAUAGUUAUGGUUCUAUAGACUGGACUUCUAUAUCCCAGUCUAAGCAAUUGAUAUAACUCUUGGACAGAAUAUUAGCAAAGACAAAGAAUAACUUAACAAUACCAUCACACAACAAGAUCCAGUUGACAUUUACAGAAAUUCCACCCAACAACAAAAAAAUUGAAUAUAUAUUCUUUUCAAGCACCCAAGGAAUAUUUGCCAAGAUGGACCCUAGGUCAUAAAACGAACUUCAAUAUAUCUAAAAGAUUAAAAUCAUACAGAAUAUGUUGUAUGGCCAUAAUGGGAGUGUAAAGAUUGGUGUAUGGCCAUAAUGGAAUCAGAUUAAAAACCAAUAAUUAGACCACAGGAAAAUCUUUAAUCAUUUGGAAAUUAAAAGUACACUUCUUAAUAAUCCAUGGAUCAAGGAGGAAGUUAUCACAGGGAAAUUUUAAAAUAAAAUAAGGGCAUUUGGGUGGCUCAGUUGGUUAAGUGUCUGCCUUCAGCUCAGAUCAUGAUCCCAGGGUCCUGGGAUAAAGCUCCGCAUUGGGCUCUCUGUUCCUUCUCACCACUCAUGUUCUCUCUCUGAAAUAAAUAAAGAUAAAAUCUUUUUUUUUUUUUUAAGAUUUUAUUUAUUCAUGGGAGACACAGAGAGGCAGAAACAUGGGCAGAGGGAGAAGCAAGCUCCUCACAGGGGGCUUGAUGAAGGACUCUAUGUGGGACUCAAUCCCCGGAUCACGACCUGAGCCAAAGGCAGAUGCUCAACCACUGAGCCAUCCAGGCACCUCAAAAGAUAAAAUCUUUUUUAAAAAUUACCAAUAUGGUUGGUAAACCUAGAACAAAAUUGCCAAAGAUAAAAAUAAUCCACAAACUACUAACAACAGGAAUAGGGGAUAUCACUAUGGCCAUUAAAAACAUAGAAAUGAAUAGCAGCAGAAUCUUUACACCACCAGAUUUUAAAAUUUAGCAGAAAUUACUUGGAAACCACAAAUUACAUAACUCACCCAAGAUGAAAGAGAUAACCUGAGUAACCAUUAAUGAAAUUAGAUUUUUUAAUUAAAAAGUUCCUGAGGGAUUCACUGUGGGGGAUCACCUUAUAUUUAAAGAAUAAUUAACACCAGUUUUACACAUUCUCUUCCAGAAAAUGUUAGAGGAGGGAAUACUUCUCAUUCAUUUUAUGAAGUGUGUAUUUGUCUGAUACCAAAACAGGACAAAGACAGUACAAAACAAACACAGGACCAGUAUCUCUCAUGACUUAGAUGUAAAAUAUUAACAUCACUUCGAGCAACAUAAUAAAAAUAACUAUACACAACAGCCCAAUGGAAUUUAUCCCAGAUAGACAUGGCUGGCUUAGUAAUCAAAAAACCAAAUCCACAUAAUCCAUAUCAACAAUCUAAAAAAAAUUCAUAAGCACAGAAAUGCUCUCAACAAAACCCUACACCCAUUUAUGAUAAAACACUCAUCAAAGGUUAGAAAAACUUUUCUCAACUUGAUCAACUUAAUCUACAAAAAAGCCUACUGUAAUAUCACAUUUAAUAGUGAAAUACCAAGUGCUUUCCCCCAUAGACUGGGAAGAAGGCAAGGGUGCCUUUUCCUACCACAGCUACUUAAUAGUUAUUCUGGGAGUUCUGAUUAGCACAACAAAGUAAAAAGAAAUAAAAGAGCAUAUAGAUUAGAAAGGAAGAAGGAAAUCUGGCUCUUUUUGCAGAUGCCAUGAUUGUAUCGAAAAUUCCAAGGAAUCUACCUAAAAAAUCUCCUAGAACCAAUAAGUAAUUUCAGCAAGGUCACAGGAUGGAAUUAACUACAUUUCCAUAUACUAACAGUGACACCAUUUUCAUAAAAAUCCUGUGCAUCAAUGUUUAUAGCCUCAGUAGGUGAAUAGUAAAACUGUGCUAGAGCCAGAUUGGGGAAUAUGGUCAGCAAUGAAAGGAAACUAAUUGCUGAUCCAUGCAACAACACUGAUGCAUCUCAGAAGCAUUAUGCUGGGUGAAAGAAGCCGAACACAGAAGGGAACAUACUGUAUGAUUCCAUUUAUGUAAUAUUCUUGAGAUAAUGUUCUAGAGAUGGAGAGCAGAUUAGUGGUUGCCAGAGAUUUUAGGAUUAGAAAAGGGAGGGGGAGGUGGCUCUAAAAGGGUGACACGAGGGAGCCCGGUGGUAAUGGCACACUUCUCUGCCCUGAUUGUUAGUAGUGGUUACGUAAAAUUACACGUGCUAAAAUUGUAUGGCACUGUGUAUCUGCGCACGUGUACACACACACACUCUCACACAGGUGAGUGCAUGGAGAACUGGAAACAUCUGAGUAAGCUCUGUGGCUUGCACUGAAAUCAGUGUCCUGGUUUUGAUAGUGUGCUGUGCUUAGGCAGGAGGUAGUGUCAGGGGAGGCUAGGUGCAGUGUACACAGAACCUACCUCCCUGUACACUUCUUUGCAACUUCUAGUGACUCUAAUUUCUUCAGAUCAGUGUUUUAAAAUGUUUAAAAUAAAGCCUCCCAUCCACUUAGGUCUGUGCCCCACUACUCUGCAAAUUAAGUUCCUUCCAAAGGCCUUGUCAAAAUGCACGCACAAGUGUAUUUUCAUUAGAAAUGUAUUUUGCCCCCAUCCCUUCUCUAGACAAACGGAUUUCAUGGUAUCUUACUUUCCUGUGCCUUCCUUUUAUUCUUCACUUAAUAGAGAUUGUUCCACGUUAGUCAUGCUUCAUUUUUUCAGAUGCAGAAAUUACACUGUCGUUUCUUCCAUGAUGCUUUAAUCUUGUUUCUAUUAACAGACUUCCAGGGUGUUUUCGUUCUGUGCUGUUAGAUACAAUGCUCUGAUGAAGACCUUCACAUUUGCUGUUUUGCUGCUGUGUGAAUAUACUUCUAAAACAAAUUUCUGGAAAUUGGAUAUCUGGAUUAGAAUUUAUCUACACUUCACUAUCUAAUCUUCAGAGCCACCGCAAGAUUGCCCUGCAUGAGAAUUGUACCAGUCCAUGCUUACCAACAGCAAAUAUCCUUAUUUAUUCCCAGAGCCUGUUUUAACUUCUGACAAUAUGUUAGGUUAAAAAUGGCAUCUCAUUGUGGUUUUAAUUUUCAUUUCUCUGAAACAUUGGCCAUCUUUUAUUAUUUCCAAUUUGUAUUUUGAUUUAUACUUCUUUUUCUGUAGCCUGUGUUCAUACUCAUUGGGCCAUUAUUCUAGUGGGUUGUUGGCUUUUAUAGGAGUUAUCGAUUUAUAGGAGUAAUUCAUAUAAUAAGCUCUUUGUCUUUGAUGUGAUGUUGAAUAGUUUUUCUCCUGUUUAUUGUCUGCCUUCUGACUUUUCUUAUCAUUUUCCUUUUUUUAGGCUAUGUUGAAAUUUUUUUCUUUUUAAAAUUUUUCCUUAGUCAAACUGAUUUUCUGUGGCUUCUGGAUUUUAUGCCAUAUAGAAAGGUCUUUCCCACAGCCAGAUUAUAAAUUGCACGGUAUUUCAAUGCAUUCAGGUGUAGCCCUAUUGAGAUCUGGAGUUACGUCCCCACAGUGGUGCAGCUGGGCAUAGCCUUAGGGUCUGAUUUCAUGGGUCUCCUCAGCCCUGUUGGAAAUCUGGGUCACCGCAAGAACCAGAUCAAGUUAAUCUCGCAUCCUCCAUAAAGUGGUGCUUUACAGGGAAAGGAAGUAAGGGGAGGACAUUGGAUGAUCUCUGGCUCUUAGCCCAUCUUUCAGCAACCUUUAUUCUAAGAGAUAAACUCCAGUAGAAGAGGUUUUUGUCGCCUCUGUGCUCGGGGAGUUAGUGGUUGGGUGACAGAACCCCUUUGUUAGUCUCCAGGGAAGGGAAACCAAACUUUAAGGGCUGUCUCCUUCCAUUGGUCAUUUGUGCCAAUCCCACUUAGGUUGCUUCUCCACGGGGACAGGCUGCCUGACUCUCUGGAAUCUAAAACGGUCUUGUCACAGUGAGAGGGACUUGGGAGUGUUGUCUACAUUACAGAGCACAGCCCUGUGGAUUUUCUUCAGAAUGGAGUGCUAGUAGUCACUGGUCUGUCUCUCCUAAGACUUGAAUUUUCGAAAUAAGUACAAAAAACAUUUGCUUAGCAUAACUUUACCCUC